This is a messenger RNA of Trichoplusia ni (cabbage looper), 3770 nucleotides long. RefSeq names its product MAGUK p55 subfamily member 5-like (gene sdt). The coding region runs from base 363 to 3710 and encodes 1115 amino acids. Gene Ontology annotation, cellular component: adherens junction; plasma membrane. Gene Ontology annotation, molecular function: protein binding. The transcript is spliced from 18 exons. The record is from RefSeq and is a predicted model, not a curated record. Gene Ontology annotation, biological process: morphogenesis of an epithelial sheet; establishment or maintenance of polarity of embryonic epithelium; generation of neurons. NCBI's taxonomy places the organism in Eukaryota, Metazoa, Arthropoda, Insecta, Lepidoptera, Noctuidae.
GAGUGAGAGAGAAGGUAACAGGUUUGCGUCGAGUGCUCACGACUUACGUGUGUAGUUCUGUUAAAACAUCGUCAAAUAAUAUUUAAUAACAAUAGCCUGUUAUGAACUGAUUCGUUUCCUUCAACAUAAUGUGGUACACAUAGUGGUUACAGUGCAAGUGUCAGUAACAGUGCGGUGCGCGGAGGUGAGUGAACUUCAAGUCGCCACAGCGAAGGCUUUUGCCCUUUGAAUCAGGAUUCUGGACUGGACUAUCAGACAUCGGGCACAACAUCAUCCAGGAUGCCUUCCUCAUUGCCGUGGAGGAGCAGGCGCGGCAGCGCUUGCAGCGGCUGUCAGCGCUCAAGCGGAUCACGCCAGUCGAUAUGUCCAAACUGUCUGUAGAGUUAAACCGUAGAAAACGAACACAGCCAGAGAACAGGCAAGAGCUCAACGGGUACAUCGCAAACUCGACAGUCUACGUCACAUCCAUCAACGAGAACGGCGCCAUCGAGACCAAGCCCACCAUCUCCUCACCUAAAGCCCAGCCCAAGUCCUUCCAGGCCAAACCCGCUCCCGUCAUCGCCAACGGCAUCGACAAAAAGAAAGACGUUAUAAAAGAAGAAGAUAAAGUCGAACCGGAGAAACACGAAGGUGACAAAAGUGAGAAGGUUGUAGUGCAGUGUGAUAGUGAUAUUGUGGUUGAUAGAGAUAUUAGUGACGCGUACAGUGUGGCUCGAGAGCACCUCAAUAACGGUAGGAGUGAGAAGCUGAUUGGAGAACAGCCUGACCACAGGAUCAGGGCUACGGCUAUUGUUGAGAACAAUAAGCUCGGACCUGGAGAGAAUCGGCCUCGCCGGCGCUCUGGCUCCAGCAUAGUGGUCCUGGGUGCGGAGGACGAGAAGCGCCCGCCCCCGGAUGACGACAAAGACAUGCUCACCAUGCUCUCAAUCACCUCUGAUACCGGACCCCACCGCGAGAUGGCGGUGGACGUGCCGGACAGUUUCAUCGCUCGGAACAAAACGCCCCCCCGCUACCCGCCCCCGCGGCCCCCGCAGGUACGCCUCCGGCCCUCCAGGGACGAGGAGCCGCUGCUGUCGUCCGGCGGCUCCGGCACCAGCUUCGGCAGCAAGCAGAGCACCGUGCUGCACACCAUCGACAUCUCCGCGCCCAGCUCCGACGGCUCCGGCAGCUUCAAGAACAACAGCACCAUAGAGCUGCUCUCCCUGCCGCAGAGCUCUGACGGCUCCGGCAGCUUCGGCAGCAAGAAGAGCAAAGGCUCCUCAGAAACAGCCAAAUGCGGAGACCUCAACUCCGAAAGAUCAGAUUCGGUAGCCUCGAACACCACACACAAUCUGAGCGAUCACAAAAUCCAGCUCCUCAUAUCUAACGGGGAGGACUCCUUAAUAGAUUGCAGAGAGGGAGUGACAUACUCCGCACGGACGGACUCGGUGCUGAUCAGGGAGGCGGUGUAUGCGUCGUACAAGCUGCCGCCCGGCUUUGACACGACGCCGGUGCUCCUCGGCAGAGAGGUGGCCGUGGAUGUCCCCGACACGUUUGUCCAAAUCGUGAAAACCACCCCCAAGUACCCGGGUACGGCUACCGUGGACAGAAAGAGCGUGGCGUUCCAGCAGGUGAACGGUACAGCGAAGACAGUGGCGCCGGCGGUGCCUCCGCGCGACACGGCGAGGGACGCGCCGCCGCGCCCGCCAGCACACGACAAUGUCAGCAAGGAACAAAUGGACUCCAUCAAGAAAUACCAGGAACAAUUACGUCAAAGGAAAGAGGCUGAAGAGAGGAUCGCGGCACAGAACGAGUUCCUUCGCACCUCGCUCCGAGGCUCCCACAAGCUCCAGGCUCUAGAGUCCAACCCUCCGUCCUCAGGCACCGCCUUCGUCAACGAUGCCUACGAGGAUGACAUCAGCGAAGACUCUACGCAGUUAUAUGCUGUUGUCGACUACCAAGAAGUAUGCGCAGCACUCACCCGGGUCCAGAAGGCUCUCGGCGCGAGCGGGGAGUCAGCCCUGGCGGCGCGGGUGGCGGGCGCGGCCGGAGCGCUUCUAUGCCCAGCUCUCCGGACCGCCCUGGCCACCCGGUCAGCGGUCCUGACCGCCGUCAGGCACAAGCGGCCCGGCUUGGCGCCGCCGCACACGCAUCGAGCCACCGAUCGGUUGAAAGACUGCAUGGACGUACUAGGAGCGCAUACGUCGUCAGGCGGCGAGACGUCGGCGCUGGCGGCAGAGCUGCUCUCGAUCCUCGGCGGGCUGGAGCUGGAGAGCGUGAUCCAGGCGCACGACCAGGCCGCCGCGCUGCUCGACCCCGCCUGCUUCAACAGGGGGAAGAGGCACAAGACUGGCAACAACUACAAUCACAAGGGCGAGAACGAUAAAGCACUGACGGCGCACUCGCCCGACGACCCUAGCGAACACAUUAAAAUUAUUAAAAUCGAGAAGACUAACGAACCACUUGGUGCUACAGUAAGAAAUGAAGGCGAAGCAGUUAUAAUCGGCAGGAUAGUGAGGGGUGGAGCGGCAGAAAAGUCGGGACUAUUGCAUGAAGGAGAUGAGUUGCUGGAGGUGAACGGCGUGGCGAUGCGCGGCAAGUCGGUGCACGAGGUGUGCCAGGUGCUGGGCGCGCUGUCGGGCACGCUGUGCGUGGUGCUGGCGCCGCGCCGCGCCGUGCCCGCCGCGCCGCCGCCGCACCGCGUGCUGCACGUGCGCGCGCACUUCGACUACGACCCCGAGGACGACGUCUACAUACCGUGUCGGGAGCUCGGUAUAAGCUUUCAAAAAGGCGACGUGCUGCACGUGAUCAGUCGCGAGGACCCGAACUGGUGGCAAGCCUUCCGCGAGGGAGAGGAGGACCAGACUCUAGCAGGGCUUAUACCCAGUCAGGCCUUCCAGCAUCAACGGGAAUCCAUGAAGCUGACGCUAGCGGGCGAGGUGGCGGCGCGAGACAAGCCGCGUAAGGGCGGUACGCUGCUCUGCGCCAAGAAGCCGCCGCGCAAGAAGAAGGGCAAGAAGGCCACCAGCGAGGCAGGAUACCCACUCUACUCUACCUCCGGAGCUGAUGAAUACGAACAAGAAGAGAUCCUCACUUACGAAGAGGUAGCAUUAUACUACCCCAGAGCUUCCCACAAGCGGCCCAUCGUGCUGAUCGGGCCGCCGAACAUCGGCCGCCACGAGCUGCGACAGCGGCUCAUGGAGGACAGCUCGCGGUUCGCCGCCGCUGUGCCACACACGUCUCGGCCGCGCAAGGACCACGAGGUGCCCGGCCAGGACUACCACUUCAUAUCGCGCACGCAGUUCGAGGCAGACAUCCUCAACAGGAAGUUUGUAGAACACGGAGAGUACGAGAAGGCUUAUUAUGGUACAUCGCUCGAAGCGAUCCGGGAAGUAGUGAACUCGGGUAAGAUCUGCGUGCUGAACCUGCACCCGCAGUCGCUGAAGAUUCUGAGAAAUUCCGACCUCAAGCCGUACACAGUGUUCGUGGCACCACCCAGCCUCGAGAAACUCCGCCAGAAGAAGAUCAGGAACGGAGAGGCUUUCAAGGAGGAGGAAUUAAAAGAGAUAAUAGCGACAGCGCGGGAUAUGGAGCUGCGAUGGGGACACCUGUUCGACAUGAUCAUCAUCAACAACGACACGCAGCGCGCCUACCAGCAGCUGCUCAACGAGAUCAACAGUCUGGAGCGCGAGCCGCAGUGGGUGCCCGCGCACUGGCUCAAGCACACCUAGCGCGAGCCUGCCCGCGGGGCCCGCGCGCCCCGCCCGCCGGGCCCCGCGCCCCGCCCCCGG